This is a messenger RNA of Williopsis jadinii, 894 nucleotides long. RefSeq names its product F-box protein. The transcript has a single exon. Gene Ontology annotation, molecular function: protein binding. Bases 1 to 894 code for a protein of 297 amino acids. NCBI's taxonomy places the organism in Eukaryota, Fungi, Ascomycota, Saccharomycetes, Phaffomycetales, Wickerhamomycetaceae. The record is from RefSeq and is a predicted model, not a curated record.
AUGGUUACACUUGAUCAGCUUCCUACUGAAGUUUUACUCCGCAUUGGUCAAUUCGUUGACUCCAGACCAAACAAGCUUGUUAACUUAUUAGCAGUGUGUAAAAAAUUCUAUUGUACAUUCAGAACUAUGGUAUAUAGAGACAUUUGGGCAAUUGUUUCCUCGGAUGAAUUCUUUGAUACACAAUGCUCCACCGAGAAGAUACGAGAUUAUAUCACUUCCAGUGGGGGAGUUGCUGAAUACGACAACAACACUGUUGUAACAAGUGUCUGCAAGUUGAAGAAGUUGGUUUCAUUACUGUUAGACAACGAGGAGAUACGAUCCCUCGUGAAAUCAUUAAAAUUAAACGGGCUAAAAUUUGAUCCAGGUGAUAGAGAAACCGGCAAUAAAGUUUACGACUACAUGAGAUCACUACCGGAAGGUUCAUAUACAAAGCAAUCACAUAGAGUAUUUAUACACAAGGAAUACUUGGAAAGUAUGGAAUCUCAAAUCUUUGAGUCUUCCAUGAUGGAGUUCUUCCAAACGUCAACAAAGAGGGCAAACAUCGGUGACUAUGCUACGAUGAAGAAGAAUAUAUCAGACAUGAGAGAAUUGGAAGAGAUUGGAAGAUCAUCGAAGGAACAGAAGGGUGUUUUAAUGGACAUUGACCGCAAUGCUGUGACUGGUGUUCUUUUCUGUCCACACUCCUACGACGAGGUAUCUAGAAAAUACGGUUAUUUACAGUGUAUUCAGGGAGUGAGACAGCUGUUACAACUUGGACUUUGCUGUGAUGUUUCCUUGUUGACGCUUCAAAACAUGAUGAUGCAAAGCUCAUUGGGUACACCAAAUCCACAUGAUGAAUUGGUUUUCUUGUCUUUUAUGCAUUAUGAAUUCAACAAUUCAUUCCUGUGCGUUUGA